Messenger RNA from Meloidogyne enterolobii, 331 nucleotides. The record is from the annotation of a GenBank genome assembly. Lineage: Eukaryota; Metazoa; Nematoda; Chromadorea; Rhabditida; Meloidogynidae.
UUUUAAAGUUGACCACCUAAUGCACCAAAUAUAUAAACUACUUCAACUAAUAUCCUAUCAACAACAAAAACACUUAUUUAUUUCCAUUACUUGGCCAUUUUUUAAUAUUUUUUCAUUUUUUAUAUUUUCCCUAAAAAUUACACUAACAUCAUCAGCCACCUUAACCGAACCCCUUUCGGUAGUAAAACAAGGCCUUUUAUUAUCAGAAAUGGCCUCAGCAUCAUCAGCUAUAGCUGAUAAUAAAAAUGUUUUUUAUGUAGACACCUCUAUACCGCCAAUUUUGGACGACGGGCCCUUUCGGUUUUGGCAUGAAAAAAGAAUGAUAAGGUGA